GGAUGAUGUUUGUGAUGUUAUGUCGAAAUCCAACAGCAGCUAGGAUCAUACACCAUCUUUCUGUUUUACCUGCUUAUAUGCUACUAAACCGCAGACCUAUUUCUCAUUUUAAGAUUUACACAGAUGCAGAUUAUCUCUCCGUCGCACUGAUGCGGUAGAUGGUGAUGUCGCGCUUGUUCUCCGGUAGAUGUGUGAUGUGAGGAACAGGACAGUUCAUGAGAAUGAGUUGAUCCGGAAUUGGGCUUUAUCGUUGAGUGAUGCGAUGGGACAGUUACGGGGAUUAUUAUUCUAGACUGAGGGGCAGAGGUUUAAUACUUCCUGGAUUAACUCUGCCGCAAUCGGAACAGACUGGUGGAGCAAAUUAAUGCUGAAAUUCAUGCGCGGACAUCUGAACGCUACCUCUGAAAUGACAGGUUUAAAUAAAUGUGGCGACGGAACUCUUUAAAGGUGAAUUACACGGCUAUACAUUUGGAGACAACGGUUUUUAAAAUUGAUCUCAAUUCACAAAUCCUCAAAGUUGUGUUUGCUGCAACAAGCACCUGUAUUGGGGAUGUAAAAUGCAGACUCUGUUAACUCGGCUGUGCCAGCGUUGAUUCUCAAGCACAAAUUUGUCCCGUGUUUGCUGCAAUCGCGAUAUAUAAAAAUAACGAUUCAUAUAUGGGCGAAGCGAAAACUCGGUCCCCCUUCUUUUGGACAUGGGCUCGCUGUCAAGAAAACGGUGCGUCAGAUCCAGAGAGGGAGAAAAAAUGGGCCGAACUCUUUGAGCAACUGGAUCUGAAUAAAGAUGGAAGAAUCGAUGUAAAUGAAUUCCGCACCGGAUUAACCGCCCGGGGAAUCGUUCGCAGUGAGGUAGAAGAGAUUGUACGUGUGAGUGACACCGAUCACGAUGGCCAGCUGGACAUUGAGGAGUUCACACAGUAUCUGCGCAUGCAUGAAAAAGAGCUCAGACUCAUGUUCCUCAGUCUGGACCGCAACAACGAUGGUCACAUUGAUGUUCCAGAAAUACAGCACUCCUUGCGCAGCCUUGGAGUGAAUGUCUCCACAGAGCAGGCCUCCAGAAUUCUGCAAAGCAUGGACAGAGACAGCACUAUGACCAUUGACUGGAAUGAGUGGCGGGACCAUUUCCUGUUUAACCCCUUGCACAACAUAGAGGGCAUUGUUCACUACUGGAAACACUCUCUGAUGUUGGACAUUGGAGAGCAGCUGACUGUGCCGGAUGAGUUCUCAGAGAAGGAGCGUCACACAGGAGUGGUGUGGAGACAGCUGAUGGCUGGGGCAAUGGCAGGAGCCGUAUCACGAACAGGAACCGCUCCCCUGGACCGCCUUAAAGUUUAUCUUCAGGUCCAUGGCUCUAGUGGGGUAAGUCUGUUGGUUGGCUUGCGGGGAAUGGUGCAGGAGGGAGGAUUGAGGUCUCUUUGGAGGGGCAAUGGCAUCAACGUGCUCAAAAUUGCCCCAGAGUCCGCUAUCAAAUUUAUGGCUUAUGAGCAGAUAAAGUGGCUGAUCAAAGGCAGUAAGGAGGGUGCCACUCUGAGGGUUCAGGAACGGUUCAUUGCUGGCUCACUGGCAGGAGUUACAGCUCAGACUAUUAUCUACCCCAUGGAGGUGUUGAAGACUCGUCUGACCCUUCGAAAGACAGGACAGUACUCUGGCAUGGCAGACUGUGCCAAGCAGAUACUGCAUAAGGAAGGGGUGCGGGCGUUCUACAAAGGAUAUGUGCCUAACACACUUGGCAUUAUUCCUUAUGCUGGCAUUGAUCUGGCCGUCUAUGAGACUCUAAAGAACGCCUGGCUACAGCGGUACUGCAUGGGCUCAGCUGAUCCUGGGGUUCUGGUGCUGCUCGGAUGCGGCACCGUGUCCAGCACAUGUGGGCAACUGGCUAGUUACCCGCUGGCUCUAAUCCGCACACGCAUGCAGGCUCAGGCCUCGGCAGAUGGCGCUCCUCAGCUGUCCAUGGUUGGCCAGUUUAAAUAUAUUGUGUCCCAUGAAGGCGUUCCUGGACUCUACCGAGGCAUUGCCCCCAAUUUCCUUAAAGUCAUUCCUGCUGUUAGCAUAUCUUAUGUGGUUUAUGAGCAUAUGAAGAAAGCCCUGGGAGUAGGAUCUUAAACCUAGACAAAAUCAGAGUGAAAGAAAAACAGAAACAUGGUAUUAAAAGGAGGAUGGUGAGACUUCUGAGCCUGGUCGAUGAAGUUAGAAAGACCCCUAGAGAAUGGCUUAAGGAGGAGACAGUCAAUUGUACACAAUCUUCCCUGGGCAAUUUACUUAAAAAUACUUCAAUAGGAUGGACAAUUGUUGUGUUUAGAGCAUGUGUUCCUCUAUGAUUGGCAGCUUGGAGAACUCAGGUUUAUUAAACACUAUUUAUCUGCUGUUUCACAUCUACAGUGAGCACUAUAGGUGAGCAGCAUUACAUAGUACUUCAUUUUUACAAGGAUUAUAAUGUUGUUGUCCUGAUGAUGAAUUUGUGGUAAUGAACUAAAUAUUAGUAUUGUCAUCUAAUGAUAGUGAAUGAUGGAAGAAUUUUAUUUUAGGAGGAUAACCAAUUAUUAUUAUUAUUAUUAUUAUUAUUAUUAUCAUUUAAAUGAUAACUAAAGUUCCUCUCCUAGACUUGACCAAAAUUUUUAAGGAGUGUACAAUGGAGUAUGGAAUAUCUUGAAAAUCUCUUCUGUCUGAUGUUUCAUGAUAUUUGCUGCAAACACCAUUUAUGAAUGAGUUAUAUAUUGUAAAGUAGAUAUAUAUUAAUCAUAUAUUUUUAUAAACGUCAGUGAGAGGAAAGCAUAAUAUAUGCUAGACUAAAACAGCCCUUUCUGAUUAAAGGGAUUUGCACACUUUAAAAGAAAAUCUUAAAUGUACAAACCUUUGUCUAAACCAUCUUGUGAAGUUCUUUUAUGACACCACUGCUGCUUUGCUACCUUUUCACAAUUUUAGCCUUUGCUGAUAUUUCAAUCCUCAUUGUUAUGGUGUAGACUGAAAUAUAUGGUUUAGCGUCAAAAUUAAUUUAAUAGUACAAUUAUUGCCUUGAGCAACUUGCAAAUGGAGCAACAACAAAGGCAUUAGAUAGGGGGAUGUUAGUUGAGUUUUGAAUUACAUUUGGAUGCUUUAUGUUUAUUAAGAAAUGUGUUGUGAUGAAUGCUGGAAAAUAGUUUAUACAGUAAUUUUACACAAAGGGCUUUUAAUCAACAGGUAGUGCAUGUUAUAAAUGAUGUAAGUGCUGUCACAAUCUGCAUGUCUUAAUUACUUGCUUUAAGAGCUAUAAUUCUUCAUAUCAGAAAUAUGCAAAGCACGUUAGUGUUGACAAUUUACUGUUAUAUUUAAUGCUUAAAGUUGAUGAGAAAUAUCUGUUUAUCUUACAAUUCUAAGAUUCAAAUUACAAUGUUUAAUCGGUUUAGUUAUAUCAUGGAAAUGGGCCAAUGAAAUGACAUGUUUUUGAUUGGUUAAUACUGACAACAUGUUAUACUGGGAUACUCAAUCCUGAUUUCUUCUCCUGGAGGUCUACCUUCCUGCAUAGUUCCAACCCAAUUCCAAAAAUGUUAAAUGUAAACCCUAAGACCUUGAUUACCUGGUUCAAUUGUGUUGAUCCAAGUUGAAACUAAAAUCUGCAGGAAGGUGGACCUCCUCUGUUAUCGACUCUUAUAGGGAGACAGCAUUUGAACAUUCAACUGUUUAAAAACAUUAUUUUGUUCUAAAAUAGUAUAAAGUGGUUUGCGUUAUAGUAAUCAGUUAUGUUCUAAGUGACUGGCAUAUUACAGCUAGUUGCAUCUAAUGCAGAUUAGUUAUCAGAUUCUGAAUAUUCAAAUGCCUGCAUUUUCAAAUUUUGGAUACAACAUAUGGUCUUAAGUAUAAAUACUUUUUGAAUGUAGUUAUUUGGGAAAUUUUAAAAUUAUAUUAUAAAUUAAUUACCUCUGGAGAUUGUAUUUAAAACUGAAUUUAAAUAUCUAGUUUCUUGCUUAAAUGCAUUGCAUUGAGAGUAGUGUGCCUUGACAUGCUGUUUUUAUUGAACCAGCCUCCACUGGCAAUGAUUCCUUGCUUUCUUUAUAUAUAAGUGAGAAUAAAUGAAUGUGAGAAAUUAUGAAGGUUAAGAAAAAAUUAUGUGAGUCUUGUAUGACUUUUUUUAAUUUUCAGUUUCUCUUACAAUUAUAUUUCCUUAAAUAAGGAAGUAGCUCGGUGUGUGUGCUUACGGCCCGUUCAGAAUGCUUUAGGCCAAAAGUUAAGGCCCAUUUUUGGCCCUUAUAAUUUUCAGCUACAACUUAAAGUCCAGUCUUUUCCUCACACAAAGCUAUGGCUUUAUAAGACUUGUAUCAAGCAGUAUAAAUUACAGACAACAUUUGCUAUAUAGAAAAGAGUGCCAGGGACAUUCUGUAAAAUAUCACCUUUGUAUUCCACCUUAGAAAGAAAAUAAUAAGGGAUUUGAAGGGCAUAAGUGAGUAAAAUAAUUUUCACUUUUUGAUUAACUAAUAAUUUACGUUUUUGUGGUGUCUGUUUUCUCUGUAGAAUUAUACACUUGUUAUACCCAAUAAAAUGUGAAAGAAAAUGUUGAAUAAGGAAAGUGAAGGAACAAUA
Messenger RNA from Myxocyprinus asiaticus (Chinese sucker), 4554 nucleotides. Its product is annotated as calcium-binding mitochondrial carrier protein SCaMC-3-like. Gene Ontology annotation, molecular function: calcium ion binding; ATP transmembrane transporter activity. Gene Ontology annotation, biological process: transmembrane transport. The transcript is spliced from 10 exons. The record is from RefSeq and is a predicted model, not a curated record. The coding region runs from base 658 to 2103 and encodes 481 amino acids. NCBI's taxonomy places the organism in Eukaryota, Metazoa, Chordata, Actinopteri, Cypriniformes, Catostomidae.